This is a messenger RNA of Achroia grisella, 4231 nucleotides long. Its product is annotated as symplekin-like. Gene Ontology annotation, cellular component: mRNA cleavage and polyadenylation specificity factor complex. The transcript has 13 exons. The coding region runs from base 25 to 3405 and encodes 1126 amino acids. Lineage: Eukaryota; Metazoa; Arthropoda; Insecta; Lepidoptera; Pyralidae. The record is from RefSeq and is a predicted model, not a curated record.
UUAACUGGAUAUAAUACUGCCAUUAUGUCUAAUAAAUACCAUCAAAGUACCACUCUCGCACAGAAUCAGUUGAUACAAUGGCUCAACGAAGCAGGAAUGGCGGAGGGCAACAAGAAGGCAGAUUUACUAAGAAAAUCCAUAGAAAUCCUUUUACAUCAAACGCCUCAGAUGAUCCCUGUAUAUAUGGACAAUAUAUUAAGUUGUGUUAGUGAUAAAUCUACCGACGUUAAAAAAAUUGUUGUUGGUUUCAUUGAAGAGUUGAGUAAAAAACAUCCAGAUCACUUACCCAAGGUGGUCAGUCAGCUUCGGCUUCUCCUCUUAGACAAUGUGAUUGCCGUACAGAAGAGAGCCAUACAGGCUGCCAGUAUUGUGUAUAGAAAUACAUUAACAUGGAUUUGUAUGAGUGAUGCUGAGUCAACUGAGUUACAGUUCGUUUGGGAACAUGUUACACAGUUGAAGCUGUUGGUUUUAAACAUGAUAGACAGUGACAAUGAAGGCAUUCGUACAAAUUCAAUUAAGUUUUUGGAGGAGGUGGUAUUACUUCAGAGCUCAAGUGAAGGUACAGACAAUGAAUUGAGUUUAGACAGCCUACCAAAGCAUCUGCCAUUCAUAAACAGACUAGCUCUUGAAGAGGAAUCAGAGCACAUAUUCAAGUUGUUAGUUAAAUUUCAUAAUUCACAACACAUUUCUAGUGUGAACUUGAUGGCUUGUAUGACAACUCUAUGCCUACUUGCAAAAUUACGACCCAAAUACUUGGCCCGAGUCAUACAAGCACUGGGCGACCUACAUACUACGUUACCACCGACAUUGUCACAAUCCCAAGUCAAUUCAGUAAGAAAACAUUUGAAGAUGUUGUUGAUAAACCUAAUAAAGCAUCCGUCAUCUAACGAAAUGUUGCCGCAACUUACUCAACUGCUCAUCGAUAUAGGCAUGACAACUCAGGAAAUAAACAAGGCCGUACCUAAAGAAAAAAGGAAUAAACGGUUGGGUGAAAUUAAGAAUGGAGAUACUCCUUCAAAAAGAAUUAGAAUAGACUCUCCUCAAAGUAAUAGUCAAGAAAGUGACAGUAACAGUAACAGUCGGAGUGAUUUUAAUCUUUUUGAAGAAGACAGCAAUCAGUCUAUGCUGAAAUCUUCAGUUACAGAAGACACACUUUUUGAAGGUUUGAACAAUGUUGAUAAUGUCGUCAACCUUGUAACGAAUACAUUAUUAAAUACACUUCCCAAUGAAAUGCCCAAUUAUUUUCUUAAUGCUUAUAAACCCAUACCUAACUCGGGGAGCAAAGCACAAAAGAGGAAUUUAGCAAAAAUGUUGUUGUCCCUAAUUAAAGAUGAACCAGUUGUUCCACCGGUGGAUGAGCGACCAUCUCUGUCAGAUAUUGCUGCUAAAAUUCCUUUACUUAGAGAUGAUGAUGAGAAAAUGACUCUAAAAAAUGCUGUUGCUAAGUUACAAGAGUCCACAAAAAUAGAAAGAAAAGUUGAAAGUGCGGUUUCUAAACUAAUGGAAGAGACACGUCAAGAACAGUUAAAAGAAGAGGAGAGAAGAGCUAAAGAAAAAGAAAAGAUUGUACCCCCACCUACACCUACAGUUCCUAAAUUAAAACAAAAAGUCAAACUGUUGAAAUUACAAGAAAUAACUCGUCCCAUACCCAAAGAAAUAAAAGAGAAGUUAAUGAUUCAAGCAGUUGGAAGAAUUUUACACGCGGAAAAGGAAAGUGCUAUCGGUGGCGCCUCUCAAAUUCGAUCAAAGUUUAUAACUAUUUUUGCAUCAAGUUAUACACCAGAAAUUCGAAAUCUAGUUCAAAAUUAUAUAUUAGAAGACCCAUUGAACAGAAUAGAUUUGGCUAUAUCAUGGCUGUAUGAGGAAUAUGCUUUUAUGCAGGGAUUCAAUCGUCAUCCAGUGACUCUGCAGCCCAAAGUUCAUGAGAAACCUGAUCAGAAUUACAAUCAGUUGCUGUGUACACUUAUUACAGAAAUGUCAGAGGGAGGAGAUCUUGUAGUGGAAAACGCAAAAGAUGUAUUACUUAGAAAAAUAUAUGCUGAAGCUCCAUUAGUUACAGAUGAAGCUGUAGAUUAUUUAAAACAUUUAGUGACUGAAGAGAAGUUUGCAUUUCUAGCAUUAGAAAUAUUGGAAGAACUGUGUAUAAUGAGACCACCUCGUGCUCAUAAGUAUGUGCCAUCGCUCAUAUGCCAUGUCUUAUCGAGAAAUGAAGAAAUUAGGGAGAGUGCUUUAAAAUCAGUGGUCAAGAUCUACACUCGUAGUACAGAAUCUGUAAAGAAAGUGAUAGAGAAGCAUGCACUGUUAUAUUUAGGAUUCAUCUCACUAGGAAGUCAAACACCUGAAUUGCUCACCGCCAGACACGGCUUGUCGAUGCCAUGGAAUGAUGAGAUGUUCAAAAUGUGUUUAAAUUUGGUUAUGGCUCUGUUUCCUUAUAAUGAAGAGCUUAUAGUGGAAGUGGGUCGCGUGUACGGAUGUGCGGGGUCUGAGGCGAAGCGCGUGGUUCUUCGCGCGAUGGAAGGCCCGGUGCGGGCCGCGAUGGGCGCCGCUGGCGGCGAGCCGGCGUCGCCGCACCUACGGCCCGCAUUCCGGGCCCUGCUUGACGAGUGCCCACGUGGCGCCGAGACCCUCUUAACUCGACUCGUACAUAUAUUCACAGAGAAAGCGCCACCUAGUGCGGAGCUGGUGUCACGUGUGCGGGAGCUGUACGCAACGCGGGUAUCAGACGUACGGUUUCUUAUACCUGUACUCACGGGAUUAUCCAAGAAAGAAAUUUGUGCUGCGUUACCUAAAUUUAUCAAGUUGAAUCCCGUUGUGGUAAAAGAAGUUUUUAACAAGUUGCUGGGCUUACAAAAUAUUAAUGAGGAGAACUCACCAGUCACGCCCGCCGAGUUACUUAUAGAACUACAUUUAAUAGACCCCAACAAAGCGGAUCUGAAAUACAUCAUAAAGGCGACCGCACUGUGCUUUGCUGAGAAACUUAUAUACACACAAGACGUAAUAGCGGCUGUACUACAACGGUUGAGUGAAGAACCUGAAAUUCCGGUGUUGAUGAUGCGCAGCGUACUGCAGGGACUCACCCUGUACCCGGGCUUGGAACCACUCGUGGUCAACGUGCUCCAACUUCUCAUAGAGAAAGAGGUGUGGACGAACAAAGUGGCUUGGGAAGGCUGGAUCAAGUGCUGUACACGUCUGUUGCCCGGCUCGUGCACCCUGCUCUCUGUACUACCGCCACGAGCGCUGCAAAUAGCCCUCUCCUCAAUCCCGACAGCGCUACAGCCGCUGCGUGCUCACGUGGCUAAGCUGCCGCCACCUUUACCGCCACACCUCGCUGCUCUAUUACAUCAGGAUGCCCAGUAUACUCCACCGAUGAACCCGCUAGAACCACUGCCUCCAGGGAUGGAAUGACAAAAGUACCCAUACGAUGUCACUCAUGUCGUUAUGACCGGAUGACGCUAGUUACUUAGUUAAAUAUAAUGUUCAUAGUUAAUAAAACUAUGAACAUUAUAAUUAAAGUAUUAUUGAUGAAUUUACUUAUAUAAAUAAAUACAUCUUUUUCUUGGCUUACUUACCUUACACUGAAUUAAUGUUCUGAUAGUAUUGUAAAUUAUUAUAAAAUAAAAAAAUUGUUACAAAUAUAAAAUUCUUGUAGUUUUUAGUGAUGGUACAAGAUCUCAAAGAUGAUACUGGUCCCAUAAGAUUGAUUGCAACUUUUACUCUUAUAAAAUACUCGCCGAUUGUAAAAUUGUAAAGCAAUUUUGUAAUUUUAAAAUAAAAAGGUAGUAAAAUCUAAACAUUUUCUCUUAAUUGUUUAUUUUGACGAAACAUGAAUAAUAUUUUUUUACAAAAUAGAACAUAAGCAUUAAAUGAGAGCUGUUUGAAAUUUUUGUACAGCAAGGGUUAAGAAUUCAGACAUUAAAUAUUGUAUAUAAUAAUAUCGUGAAGUAAUUAAAACUCUUUCUGUAUAAAAUACAUUUGAUUCUGUGACAUUGCUAGAAGCAAUUCGGUUUCGAUCCACAGACAAAACUGCAGAAAUAAAAGUGACAUCCAGCGUAAUUAUAAUAUUGCAUUGAUAUAUCUACUGGAUUCAAUAAUUUAUACCAAUUAGCCUAUUCCAUAUAUUGGGACUUUUCUACUAGCAAUCUUGUUUAAUAUAAAUGUAUUUUAUAUAUAUGGAAGGUAUUUCAAUUGCAUAUGUUACAUAAUGAGCGUAAAAUAAAUGAAUGAAAUAUCA